AUCAACAUAGCAACGUAAGGAUGAUCAAUAAUUAAUGAGGAGUGAAUGGAGCACAUCCGAUCGAUAAUAGCUUUAAUUUUUCUGUGAUGUUGAAAAUAAUUGUCAUGCUUCCGAUAUGUUAUUUUCCAAGGCGAUAUCUCAUGUUUCUACAGUUUCACGUUCUUCUAAUUUUGCUACUUUUUCCAGCCAAGGAAUGUACCAUGCCAGAAGCAAGUCAAGAAGGACUGUUACAUUCGUUCAAAAGUUACUCGGAUAUAGCUAUGUUUCAUUACACAGUUCCCAAAGAGGUGCUCAGAGCGACUUGGCAGUUCGCCGCGUUUAUGGAUCGGCAAGACUGUCCAGAAAGAAAAGUCCACGUGUAAACAGUCCUAUAUUAUACAGUUUUCGACCGUCUUGUAACGCAUCGCAACGUAAUAUUAUAAUUUUCAGAUAUCUGCAGUGGGGCAGUUACCCGGUGAUGUCUGUAAAUAACGAUACAUUUCCUAUUAACAUGUAUCCUAACCGUAAUCAGACUAUUGUAGUUUCCGCUCUUACAACGUUCGAACCAAAAACUACAGCGAUAGUACCGGUUUAUGGACCAGAAUUUGGAGACUGGUUCGUAGGAGCGUAUUUAUCUCACUGGGACGAAAAGGUUCAGCAACAGGGGCUUGGACACAAAUGCCAUUAUAGUAUAGGUUCCGUGGCUAUAUGGACGCAGAUAAAUAGUAUCGAGAAUAUACCAAUUGGCUGUCAGCAAACAUUAAGAACGAAAGAAACAACUUCGUAUUACAAGAUAUACAUUACGUCAGGAACGUGGAACUUUCGUGUCCACAUUUGGGGUUGUAACUUCACUGUGUAUACGUCUCAUGGCAUACACGAACCUUGUAUCAAAAGCAUGGCUUUGCAAGGACGCUCUCUACCUGUUUUCAAUCACUCCGAACCCAGCGAAAUUGGAAACUUUACUAUAUUCGAUUCACACACAUUCACAGAAUCUUCCCCUUUCGAAGAUAGUUAUUACUAUUUGAUGAUUAUUUCGGAUAGCAUCAUCGAAGUGAACAUAAAAGUAAUCACCUCGGAAUGUCCAAUCAGAGUGACAGAAAAGUCUUUCGUGAGACAGUACUUGGAUGCACCUUCGUUCUCCAAAGCAUUAGCGCAGUUACAUAUGAAAGAUCUAACAAAGCAUCGUUCGCACCAAUACGAAAGCAGGAAAAAUGCAUCGUCUUACAACGGGGACGAUUCGAGAAGUCAAUUUCAUUUGUCGGAUGAGAAUUUUGACGAGCUGUGCGUUCCAAGAUACCAACUUGCUAGGAUUAAGCACUCGCAAACAUUCUCUGGCGUAUAUUUGUUACAGGGGAGAGAGUGGCUAACUUCUUGGGUGAUGUUGACGGAUGUACAUCCAGUCGUAACACAGUUUAAUAUUUUGCCAUUAGUUGAUAUCGGUGGCACGCUUGACAUUAGUGCGCACUUAGAAAUGGACAAGGUUAUAACAAGACAGUUGGUCAAAGUUACACUUUGCGUUCAACGUGGUCGAGUGCCAGAUCGAGCAAAUGGUAGCAUUAAAUGCGAGGAUUCAAGAAUGUUAAUGAAUUUGUCUUCGUUCGACAAACACGAUGCAAGUUUGUUAAUACCAUAUCCGCAGCCAGACACAUGGUACGUUGCUCUAAGCGCAACGUGCCAUUUCAACGGACAUCCUGCGAAUUGCGAAAUGGAGGAUAUCUUGGUAUCGUUGGACAUACGAACCAGGCAAUGCGUGUUCUCUGGUAACUAUCCAUGUGGCCGUCAUGGAAUCUGCCAGGAAAUUCAUCGAGACAUUCUUUAUUACACAACGUGCAAAUGCUUCGAAGGUUACAAAGGAUGGGGUUGCACCGAUGCUACCAAUGCCAAUCCAGAGUCGUCUCUGGUCAUGACAACGAUGAUACUCACUUUAAGUAACGGUUUUUUUAUACCCGCCAUAUAUUUAGCUGUUAAACGUGGCUUAUAUACAGAAGGAUUAGUCUACAUGGCAACUAUGCUAUUCUCAUCGCUGUAUCAUGCUUGCGAUCAACAUGUCAUGACAUACUGUGUCGCUAAAUACGAAGUUUUACAAUACAGCGACUUUUUCUCAAGCAUAUUAUCAUUUUGGGUGACACUUGUCGCAAUGGCUGAGAUACCAACACGUUUUGUAUCGUUGUACCAUAUGUUCGGAGUCCUCAUAAUAGCUUUCGGGGUGGAAUCUAACAAAACAAGCUUGAUCAGUAUAUUGAUACCUCUGGGAAUAGGCGUUAUGAUUCCAAUGGGAACGUAUGCGUACCGGUGUUUUCAAAUGAAAAAAUGGAAGAAACCUGACAAAAUUUCUAAGCUAUUCGCUGGAUUACUGUUGGCCACCGUAGGUCUGUUACUCUUUUCUCUGGUUGAAACGGAAGCUAAUUAUCAAUACGUUCACAGCGCAUGGCACAUGAUAAUAGCUAUUUCGCUGAUAUUUCUGUUGCCAUCAUCACGUUUGGAACAAGCUGGCUCGUCAGGUAGCUCAUUCAGCGAUGACAGCGAAUUACUCGAUUACAAGGACUCGCCAGGCAGUCCAAUCUUCACCGUAACCACUGGCCAGGAGAAUCUGGUAAUUGCGUCAACCUAAAACUUACGUUGGAAGUAAGUA
Colletes gigas is the source of this 2611-nucleotide messenger RNA. Its product is annotated as post-GPI attachment to proteins factor 6-like. The record is from RefSeq and is a predicted model, not a curated record. Bases 116 to 2590 code for a protein of 824 amino acids. The transcript has 12 exons. NCBI's taxonomy places the organism in Eukaryota, Metazoa, Arthropoda, Insecta, Hymenoptera, Colletidae. Gene Ontology annotation, cellular component: plasma membrane.